UCUUCCUCCUCCUCCUCCUCUUUCUUCUUCUUCUUCUUCUUCCUCUCGAAUCUGCUUUUUGCAGUCGAUUUCAUCUUCGAUAAGUAAAUCAGCAAAUGGCUUCGUAUUACUCUGGGUUUUUGAGUUGUGAAGAGCCACACUUUUUGGAAUCUUGUUCUCUUUGCCGGAAACACCUUGGUCUUAACUCCGAUAUCUUCAUGUACAGAGGAGACAAGGCCUUUUGUAGCAAAGAGUGUAGAGAAGAACAAAUUGAAUCUGAUGAAGCUAAGGAGAGAAAGUGGAAAAAUUCUUCAAGAUCUCUCCGGAAAAAAUCUUCUGAAACUAAAGAAUCCGUCGCCGGCAACACCGUACGGACAGGAACUCUCGUCGUGGCGUAGUAUAAGUUUUAAUUACAUAAAAAUUAUCAAGCAAA
Arabidopsis arenosa is the source of this 412-nucleotide messenger RNA. NCBI's taxonomy places the organism in Eukaryota, Viridiplantae, Streptophyta, Magnoliopsida, Brassicales, Brassicaceae. The record is from the annotation of a GenBank genome assembly.